Molecule: messenger RNA, 787 nt
Organism: Haemorhous mexicanus (house finch)
Lineage: Eukaryota; Metazoa; Chordata; Aves; Passeriformes; Fringillidae
Gene: CCDC22
Product: coiled-coil domain containing 22
Exons: 6
Biological process (GO): positive regulation of ubiquitin-dependent protein catabolic process
Molecular function (GO): cullin family protein binding
Source: RefSeq, a predicted model, not a curated record
GCCGCGCGCUGUGUGAGGGGAGCCCCCCUCCGAUCUCCCCAAAUUUCCGCCCCCCCCCCCCCAAAAUUUGGGGACCCCCUCGAUCCCCCCGACCAUGGAGGAGGUGGACAAGAUCCUGAUCCACUCCCUGCGGCAGGCGGGGACGGCGGUGCCCCCCGAGGUGCAGAGCGUGCGGGACCUGAGCCCGGAGCUGGUGGUGGAGGCGGCCGUGCGCUGCCUCCGCGCCGUUCGCCCCUCGCUCGGCGCCCCCCUGAGCCCCCUGCUGCCCCCCGGCAUCUCCGCCCGCUUCCGCCUCGCCUCCGAGCUGGCCGCAGCCUGCCAGGAGCUGGGAUUUGGGGGUGACGUGGGCUACCAGACCUUCCUGUACAGCUCCGAGCACGACACGCGGCGCCUCCUCCUCUUCCUCGUGGAGAAACUGCCCCGGGAUGAGGGCGAGCGUGGGGCCGAGCCCCCCGGUAAAUCGGGGGCGCUGCUCCGAGCCGUGGGCGCGCGGAUCCGGGAGCACCUGGGGACCCCCUGGGUGCCCCCCCCGUGCCGCACCCCAAAACUGCAGCGGCUGCAGGGCACCAGUCACCUGCGGCCUUUCGCUACCUGUGCCCUGGUCCUGCCCCAGAGUGGGGGAGCCCCAGAACUGCAGGAAUAUUUUGGGGCUGUGGCCCCCCCGGUGCCAGCCCAGCCCCCCCGUUCCUCGCAGACCCCCCCGGCCCUGCUGGAGACCCUCACGGCCCAGCUGAGCGCCCCCCACCACUGGGAGGCCGAGGGGGGGGGAACCCGCCUGCCCCCCCAG